AUGAGACUGAAGGUGUGGGUGGCUCCAGUGUCUUACCUGCAGAUGAGCAGCACUCCCAAACUCUACACAGCCAACAGGAUGCCCCUCCAUGCUUUUCCCUUGGGCAUGUCACUGACUCUCACUAUUCAGUUCUACGACAGCAUUGGCCUUUGCAGUUCGGCACAGCUUCAUGCCAUCACAGAUGUACUGUCCCCAGAAUCUCAUCUGGUCUGCCAAGUGAAGUUCAGUGAAACCAUCCCAGACAUUCCAGCACACAAGGUCUUUCACGUUCAGUCUGCAUUCUACACUGAUAAAGGUGUCUAUGCCUGCAUAGUCAAGGUGAAAGCCCAGACUGAAGAUGACAUGCUGGCUCUGAGCACUGCUGAAGGCUCAGUGUAUGUGACCGUCACUCUCCUCAGCAAGCAGGGCCAAGACCAAACCCAGACAGUCUUGGUUCCCUUCUUACCCACCUUUUACAUCAACCAGUCCGAAGUAGUCUUCAGCAGCAAGCAGCUGAGCAAUGAAAUUGUGGUGAUGGGAUCAAGGGAAGUGAUUGAAAAUAUACAAGCUCAGCCCAGCUCCCCAGUGAUAAGGAUGGAGCCACCCCUGUACCUUCAAGACAUGCCUGGACUUGCCUUCCCCCUUUACGUAAUGAACCUGAACUCUCUCCAUGAGAUGGCGGCACCCGUCUUUGUCAACCUCUCCUGCAGCUUAACAGGCCAAAGGGGGCUGUGUCGGUGCGGGCUUGGCCAGAAAUGCAUCUAUUUGCCUACAAUGCCUUCUUGGCCAGAAUGCACACAGUCCCUGUCGUCUAAGUUCCCACAACAAACACAAUGCAGCCAGGCUAUCUCUCUCCUCCUCGAAGUGCUCAGCAUUAUUCCAGUGCAAGAAACAGGACCCAGACAUGGCUUUGGAGUAAGAAGAUAACUAACACCCAAGGAAAGCGCCUCUCGGGGCAAUGUGGAAAGAGUAAACUGGUGAC
Molecule: messenger RNA, 961 nt
Organism: Sceloporus undulatus (fence lizard)
Lineage: Eukaryota; Metazoa; Chordata; Lepidosauria; Squamata; Phrynosomatidae
Product: nuclear pore membrane glycoprotein 210-like
Exons: 7
Coding region: 1-906 (301 amino acids)
Cellular component (GO): nuclear pore
Source: RefSeq, a predicted model, not a curated record